Aspergillus pseudonomiae is the source of this 954-nucleotide messenger RNA. RefSeq lists its product as uncharacterized. The record is from RefSeq and is a predicted model, not a curated record. Gene Ontology annotation, molecular function: ubiquitin protein ligase activity. The coding region runs from base 1 to 954 and encodes 317 amino acids. Lineage: Eukaryota; Fungi; Ascomycota; Eurotiomycetes; Eurotiales; Aspergillaceae. Gene Ontology annotation, cellular component: synaptonemal complex. The transcript is spliced from 5 exons. Gene Ontology annotation, biological process: reciprocal meiotic recombination.
AUGGACUUCUAUCUCCGAUGCAAUGCACUUAAAUGCCGAUGUCAGUUGAAGGAACAAGCGGUUGUUACGACUUGUUCACACAUCUUCUGUCCUACUUGUGCAGGUGCCCUUGGUCUUUCGAGUUCCACUACUGGCGAACGUCAUUGCCCAGCAUGUCAGGCAAUCCUCAUCAACCCCGAUGAUGUCGUGAUAACCGCCUUGAGCCCAACGGAGGAUUACAAAACCAGCGUUUUGAGUGGGUUGGAUCCAAACACCAUAAUGGAAUGUGCUGGACGUGCCUUGCUCUUUUGGACCUAUCAAACAGCCCAAGAAAUCUACUACCAGGAAUUUCUGGCAAAGACACUCACAGACAAGUAUACGGGUUUAAAUACACAGAUGGAUAAAGUUAUUCAUAAUGCCAACACGGAAAUUUCGACUCUACAGGCAAGGCUAUCAGAUAUGCAGGCGACCCAUGAGCAACUUCAGAAGAAGAACCAGGAGCUUGUUGACUUAUACCGAGAAAAGUGCAAGAAGUUCUCCCAAAUUACGAAUCUCUAUAAUUUGUUGAAAUCUCGGGCAAUGAGGUCCCAUAUGCAGACCGCUGCUUCGGACUCGGUUUCCCAGGCGCUGAAUUCUUUAGGAGCGUCACGGAAUGACGCUUCAGCUUCGGCAUCGAACAAACCACUGGGUCCACAGAUACCACUGCAGACACCAUCUCAUCGUCAACAGUACAUCUUCCCUGUCAACCAAGAGGGAGUGGAGCAAUUACAUCGAUAUCAACGUAGCGGCACUGGGAGCUCAAAGGGGGUAAGGAAAAGAACGGAUACCUCAGCGAUGCCACCUCCAAGUCUCCCAGGAAAUCAAAGACAUCGUGAAGGAGGUGCCCGUGACUCCUCAGCACCGAACACGCCUCACAGGCCAGUCACUUCCUUCCACAAGAAUGCCACACUUACCACCAAACAGCGUCGUGCUUGA